Helianthus annuus (common sunflower) is the source of this 1209-nucleotide messenger RNA. RefSeq names its product zinc finger protein BRUTUS-like At1g18910. Gene Ontology annotation, biological process: ubiquitin-dependent protein catabolic process; protein ubiquitination. Gene Ontology annotation, molecular function: zinc ion binding; ubiquitin protein ligase activity. Gene Ontology annotation, cellular component: nucleus. The record is from RefSeq and is a predicted model, not a curated record. The transcript is spliced from 8 exons. The coding region runs from base 1 to 960 and encodes 319 amino acids. NCBI's taxonomy places the organism in Eukaryota, Viridiplantae, Streptophyta, Magnoliopsida, Asterales, Asteraceae.
AUGGCAAUCGACGGGCAGGUAGUGGUGGCCGGGCGGCGAUCGACGGCAACGUCGGAGGGUGGCGGCAACGACAAGCUUUCUGCGGGAGGUGGUCGUUCUGAUGAACUUCUUGUUGUUGUUCCCGCCGUCGUCAUUAUUGUUGUCGUGGUUGUGCUUGUCCCCAUCGUCAUUGUUCUUGUCAUCUUAUGCGCACUAGAUAACGAUCAAGGAUCUUAUCGCGAGUCUCACGAAGUAGCGUUUGGAUGUGAACACUACAAGAGGAAGUGCAAGCUUGUUGCUUCAUGUUGCAACAAACUGUACACGUGUAGGCUUUGCCAUGAUGAUGCAAGUGAUCACAUAAUGGAUAGAAAGGCCACAAGCAUGAUGAUGUGCAUGAAAUGCUUGAUAGUUCAACCCAUUGGUCCAAUAUGCUCAACUGUUUCUUGUAACAGCCUAUCAAUGGCUAGAUACUACUGCCCCACCUGCAAACUGUUUGAUGAUGAGAGGGAAAUCUACCACUGCCCACACUGUGACAUUUGCAGAGUAGGAAAAGGUUUGGGGAUUGACUACUUCCAUUGCAUGACUUGUAAUGCAUGCAUGUCGAUGCCGGUUGCAACAACGCAUACCUGCGUUAAGAACCGGCUUCAAGGUAAUUGCCCGGUGUGCCAAGAGUACAUGUUCACGUCCACAAGUCGUCUCAAGUCCCUUGAUCCGUGCGGUCAUGUGAUGCAUUCCUCAUGUUUUCAGGCAUACACUUGUUGCUACUAUACUUGCCCGAUAUGCAACAAGUCAUUGCGGGAUAUGCAGGUGUACUAUGGGAUGUUGGAUACAAUGCUAGCUGAAGAGGAAAUUCCUGAAGAGUAUUUAGGCAGGACUAAGGACAUUUUUUGCAUUGAUUGUGAGAAGGAAGGAAGUGCACCAUUCCAUUGGUUGUAUCAUAAAUGCCCUCAUUGUGAGUCGUACAACACCCGACUUAUAUGACAUGGAUAUAUAUUUAAGAUGUCAAAUCUGUGUGUUUGACGGAAGGCUUUCAGUGGUUGUGCAUAUGUAUGGCAUUGAAGAAGGAUGAGAUUUGUGAAAGUUACACUACAAUAAGGUCGUUUGGGAGGGACUGCAACAUUUUGAGUGGAGUGGUUAUGAACUAGUUUUGUUGGCCGUAAAUUAUUCAGUGCAAUUUAAUGCACCUCUUAACAUAAGUUGAAUUGAAUACUAUCCCAACCCUUGCAUCCA